Molecule: messenger RNA, 3386 nt
Organism: Nothobranchius furzeri (turquoise killifish)
Lineage: Eukaryota; Metazoa; Chordata; Actinopteri; Cyprinodontiformes; Nothobranchiidae
Biological process (GO): phospholipid metabolic process; arachidonate secretion
Molecular function (GO): A2-type glycerophospholipase activity
Source: RefSeq, a predicted model, not a curated record
CAUUUUUGGCCUCAUUCAUGCAUUUUCCUCCCAUCUCAGCUUCAGUUUGGUCUCCUCCCCCAAAGCGGGCCUGGUUUGGUUGUCAAAUCUGGAUAUUCUGUGAAUUUUCUGACAAAUUAUUUCUGAAAUGACUUUUACUGAGACACCGCCGGAAAAACCAUACAUCCCAAAACGUAUUUGAUAGCCUUAAAUGCUGUUGUACACCCGUUUUGUUAGAGCGACUGUGAUAUUUGCUAAAAGAAACCUUUUUGUUUUGGGAUAUAUUCAGGCUUUGUCAUAUUUUUCUUGUUUAAUUGGAGCAUAGAAUAUAGCAUUAACAUUUGUAAACUAGUAACAGCCGUAAUUCAUGGGUCAGGUUAGUUUGCUAUAAAGUUGAAAAACAAAAACAGAAGAAGUCAGUGGGCUAGCCUGAGUUUGCGUGAAUGGGCGGGGCUGACUCUGGUGCAGCUCCACCUUAUGGUGCAGCUCCGCCUUUGUAGUUCUGCAGCGAGCACCCUCUCAUUUUUUUCACUGACAAAUGAAUCAUCAAACCAAUUAGAUAAGUUUUCACUUACAUGAUAUCCUCAAAGGGAGUGAUUACGUCAGAGACAUGUUUAAGGUGGCUGGUCUGAAAAAAAUAGUCUGAUCCCAUAAGGAGGAAUUCUUCUCAGAUGAUCUGACAGAUGUUCUUCAUGAGGAUUGCCUGCGCGCACUAACAUGGAGAGCUGGCUACUGACAACUGUUUUCGUUUUAUCCUCAAUAUUUUUAUCUAAAACAGAAGAUGUGACAAGACUGGACUUUUCCUGCCUCAGAUUGUCUCACACCGACGGACAGACGCUCGUUACGUUUCUGCGCAAAGACGCAGCCGGUGCGCGCUUCCUCCUGUACCUCACCAGGUGGACGGAGGACUCACGGUUUAUAGCGUGCGACAUCCAUCCACACCCGAGUGUCACGGAGGGCUACCGCGCUUUCUGCGACAAAAACCAAACACAGGAUCAGGAAAUUCAGAAAAGGUUCAAUUUGAGUGCGCUGCUGCAUCCGGAAGCUCCAUGCGCGCUCACGCCUUCCCGGGCACCAGAAGGGACAGAGAGGGGAGCUCGGAUGAAACGCUCCUGGAUAUUCCCAGGAACCUUGUGGUGUGGAAGUGGGAGCAAAGCGGCCGGCUACGAGCAGCUAGGUAUGUUUGAGAGAGCAGACAGAUGCUGCCGUGAGCAUGACCACUGCUCGCGCAUCAUCCCAGCUUUCACUGUGAAUUACGGCGUCUUCAACCCCAACGUCUUCACAGUCUCACACUGCGAGUGUGACCAAAGGUUUCGACAGUGCCUCCUGGGCAUGAAUGAUAGCAUUUCAGGUAUGGUGGGCUACAGCUUCUUCAACAUCCUGAAGGUUCCCUGCUUUGAGCUGAAGCAGCUGAAGCGGUGCACACAGAUGUACUGGUGGGGAAUGUGCAAAGUAGCCAAAUUGGCUCCGUAUGCUGUGUUCAGAAGCCCUCUGCCCUACAACAGCUCUGAAGUUUCAAGCGAUUACAUGCAGACUGAUAGCAGGAAUUCAACAAGCAGCAAACACCGUCAUUUGUCAAAAGCUCAGAGGAAACCAGCCAAAUCUAGACACAGAUGUGGCCUCAAAGAGCCACCAAGAGGAGACGGUUUUGACUGCAGAAGGACAAAAGGAAGAAGUUAUGAAAAGCAACAGAAAAUAACAAAACUAGAACCCUCACACGUGCACACAACACCCAUCACACACACUACAACUCAGAGAGAGAAAACUGCCACUGUGAGGAUAGAGAGAAGAAGAACUGGGAAAAAGAAGGGUAGGAGAAAGGGCUUUGCAGGCCUUGUACAGAAAAAUAACAUCUCACUGACAAGCCCUGGUCCUCACACGUCCUUCACGACCUCUUCAAGAAUUCCACCCUCAACACAGAGGCUGAAACUUCGACCCAACGCAAAGGCAGCAGCGAAAGAGGCGACCAAAUACACUAAAAGGAACAAAAAAAUCCAAAAUCAAGGAGGAUCUAGCAUACCUGUGAAGAAUAACAAUCCUCUGUUACAUUGUGCAAACUGUCUAGAACAGGAAACACUUCACACAACGACUGGUUCUCAGGUGAAAACCAAAGAAUCACCAUUCAGUCUGAUGAAAAAUAAGAGCAUUCAAAUUAAAAAGACAACAGAAGUCCACAAGAAGACUGCAGAAAGUCUUUCAACUACCACCAAGACACGACUAAAACCUUCAGCAUGCUUUCUUAAAGAUUGUCAAAAAGGGUUAGGCGUCUAUCUAUUGUCAAACAAAACAACCCAGCAGCUCCUAGGAGGAAACACCAAGGCUGGAGACCUCAAACCAAAGGAGAGAUCAAUAAAUAAUAAUCAGCUGCAUGAGCUGACAGAUAAUCAGCUCCAGUGUCGAGGCCUCACACAUCUGGAUGACUGUAAAUUCAAAAUCCCUCCACUAGAGAAGAAAUAUAAUCUACAGAAUAUGGAUUCCAAGACUGCUUACCACUGUGACUGCACCAGCCAGUUGGCUGUUCAGAUUGAAAACUUGAAGAAAGCCAGCAUUCCUCCAUCUCUCUUGGUGGAUUUUGUCUCUCAGCAGUGCUUUACUCUGCCAAAGGAGACAAAAUGUAAUCGCAAAAAAAGAUGUGCUGAAGGCUUCACUAAAGCCUCUGACCUACAUCGAGCACUUAAGAAGCUAAAGGAAAAAGACGCUCCUGAGAUGGGAUUUUCAGCUAGUGACAGAAAAAAAAGGAUUCCCAUUCGCCUUUAUAAGCACUGCCUUAAGCUACAGAUGAAAGCUGAUAUAAUGUCAAAACUAAAUGACUGAGCUGUGUGCAGCACUAAUUUGAAAAGGUUCAUGUUUCAGACAGACUUGAUCCUUAUUUUGUUAUUUGUUUUUUGUUCAACUGGCAGUCAUUUGACUGGCUUUUGUAAUAAUUGUUAAAUUUAUUUUUCAAUAAAAAAGCAUUUGACAUGUGAGUGUUCAUUUUUGUAUUAGUUUAAUCAAUUUUCCCCAAAUUUCUUUACUGCCCAGUUAUCAUUAAUGUCUCCAAUUAGAGGAAAUCUUAUUUAUAACAUUGUAUAAAUGUUUUAUUUAGCAGAGUUGAGUUUGGUGCAUUGGCCUGGACCUCACCUAUAGUCUCAGCACAUUGUGUGGCCCUCUGGGAAAAUUAAUUCCCCUCCUCAGGCCUGAAUGUAUGCAAAAUGUUUCAUAAUGGAGCAAAUACUCUAAAAAAAACAUCAAAAACAAGAAAGAACAAAAUGUAACGUUCUAAAUUUGAAGUCAUCUUCCUAAUAUUAAAGGGGAACGAUAAUUGUAAGUAAUUACACAAAGCAUACGAAAAAAAUGCACAAAUGGCUUGCCAUUUAUCACAAAGUUAGCGAACCAGUGGCAGCCCUCAGCAUUACAGUUCCACCUCC